AUGUUGUGGCAUUCCUUCCAGGAGGUACCGAAUACAUCGUUCUCCAUUACACCUAUCUCUGUGGAUGGCCCUGCCAAUAUGAUCUUGGCCAAUGGUAGAUUGAGUUUGUCUAAAGCUCCAUACAAUACAUCUUCCUUCUCAUUGUUUGUUGGUGAUUGCAUUGCGAUCAAUGUAUCCAAGAUUGUCACAUCCUCACCUCCAACCCACGUCCAUGUUAAAGAAUCAAAGAUUGCUCCACGUCCUAUCAGAUACUGGCAGAUUGAGUAG
Acytostelium subglobosum LB1 is the source of this 267-nucleotide messenger RNA. RefSeq lists its product as hypothetical. The transcript is spliced from 2 exons. The record is from RefSeq and is a predicted model, not a curated record. Bases 1 to 267 code for a protein of 88 amino acids. Lineage: Eukaryota; Evosea; Eumycetozoa; Acytosteliales; Acytosteliaceae.